Monodelphis domestica (gray short-tailed opossum) is the source of this 5658-nucleotide messenger RNA. RefSeq names its product AVL9 cell migration associated (gene AVL9). Lineage: Eukaryota; Metazoa; Chordata; Mammalia; Didelphimorphia; Didelphidae. Gene Ontology annotation, cellular component: cytoplasm. The record is from RefSeq and is a predicted model, not a curated record.
CGGGAUCAGGUGACGCGAAGGCGGAAGCAGAGAGGCGGCGGCGGCGGCGACGGCGGCAGCGGCGGGUGGGCCUAACGGGGGCUGCCUCGGCGUCCCCGGUGGUCCGUGAGCCAUGGAGAAGGCCGGGGGGCGCGGCGGCGGCCCGCGAGGGCCCGUGCUGCACAUCGUGGUGGUGGGCUUCCACCACAAGAAGGGCUGCCAGGUUGAAUUCUCGUAUCCUCCCCUGAUUGCAGGAGAAGGACAUGACAGCAACACUUUACCUGAAGAGUGGAAGUAUUUACCUUUCCUUGCCUUGCCAGAUGGAGCCCACAACUAUCAGGAAGAUACCGUGUUUUUCCACCUGCCUCCCCGAAAUGGAAAUGGAAUGACGGUUUAUGGUGUCUCUUGUUACAGACAGAUUGAAGCCAAGGCACUCAAAGUAAGGCAAGCGGAUGUAACCAGAGAAACUGUCCAGAAAAGUGUGUGUGUUCUAAGCCAGCUGCCUCUCUAUGGUUUACUCCAAGCUAAGCUUCAGCUCAUUACCCACGCCUAUUUUGAAGAGAAGGACUUUUCCCAAAUUUCCAUCCUGAAGGAACUCUAUGAGCAUAUGAAUAGUUCCUUGGGAGGAGCUUCCAUAGAAGGGUCCCAGGUAUACCUUGGUCUUUCUCCACGAGAUCUGGUCCUUCAGUUUCGUCACAAGGUCUUAAUCCUAUUUAAGCUGAUUCUUCUGGAGAAAAAGGUUCUGUUUUAUAUUUCUCCAGUGAAUAGAUUGGUAGGUGCACUAAUGACUGUAUUAUCCCUUUUUCCAGGUAUGAUUGAACAUGGCCUCCGGGACUGCUCCCAGUACAGGCCCCGAAAGAGCCAUUCUGAGGAUGCUGGACUCCACCAAGCUACCCCUCCUGCAGAUGACUUUGUUUCUAGGUCUUUGUCUGACAUUUCAAGUACAAAUUCAGGAAAUGACAAGAAAAAAGUGUCUGGAAACCAUGGAGGGGAUGCCUCCAAAGCAGAUGGGAUCAUCUCCCAAACAGAAAAGGAUGUCAGCAAUCAUCAAGCAUCCAAUGGCCCUGACCAAUCUUUGACUCUUUCUGCCCAUGUGACCCCUGAGACAUCAGAAAAUGAAUGGGAGACCCUGGACUCUGGGGUCUUAGAAGGUACUAGCUUGAAAGAAAUGGAGCAGGUGGAGGCUAAACAGAUAAACUUCCUUCCAAGUGACCAUGUGCCCUCAGAAAGCCCCCCAAUUACCGUGCAACCUCAAGCUAACCUGGGCCAGGUGGUGUUUGUGCCAGGCCUCAUCUCUGGUUUGGAAGAGGACCAAUAUGGCAUGCCAUUAGCCAUCUUCACCAAGGGCUAUCUCUGUCUGCCAUACAUGGCGUUGCAGCAACAUCACCUUCUCUCUGACGUCACCGUCCGAGGAUUUGUUGCGGGGGCGACCAAUGUUCUUUUUCGGCAGCAGAAACACCUCAGUGAUGCCGUUGUAGAAGUAGAAGAAGCAGCCGUUCACAUCCAUGACCCAGAGCUGAGGAAGAUUCUGAGCCCAACCACGGCCGACCUGAGGUUUGCUGACCAUUUGGUGAAGCAUGUGACUGAGAACAGGGACGACGUGUUCCUGGACGGGACGGGUUGGGAGGGAGGCGACGAGUGGAUCCGGGCACAGUUUGCGGUCUACGUCCAUGCCCUACUUGCAGCCUCACUGCAGUUAGAUAAUGAAAAGAUGCUCUCAGACUAUGGGACAACCUUUGUGGCAGCUUGGAAGAAUACACACAAUUACAGGGUCUGGAACAGCAACCGACAUCCGGCUCUGGCAGAAAUAAACCCAAACCAUCCCUUUCAGGGCCAGUAUUCGGUGUCGGACGUGAAGUUGAGAUUCUCACACUCUGUCCAGAACAGCGAACGAGGCAAAAAGAUUGGGAACGCCAUGGUCACGACGAGUCGGAACGUCGUCCAGACCGGAAAAGCUGUUGGCCAGUCUGUUGGUGGAGCAUUAUCCAGUGCAAGGACGGCCAUGUCCUUGUGGCUUUCCACCUUGACCCAGUCAGCCACCCCAGGGCUCCCAGAUCCACCAGAUGAGAAACACUGAGAGUGGUGGCCAGAGCCUGCUGGGAGACCGAAUCUGUCUGCAAUCUUCAGGUCACUAGAUCUGUACACGGGGGACCAGUGCUGGACUGUGGACCGGCCCAUGUAGUCGCCAGUUAUUCUCUGUGUAUUUUGAAUACACAUGUUAUGUUGCCCAAUUGGAGUGUCUAGGGAAUGGCCAGUAUGCGGUGGCUAUCCAGAACGUUUAUGCACACUGACUCCUUUUAUUUCAAUCUGAGCCUUUCUAGGAAAUGGACCAACUGAUGGUUUGGAUUUCCUGAUUUUGUACAUUUAUUUGUCUACAGAAGUUGCUUAUGUAAAUUCUAGUUAUUUUUUCCUUUCGGAUAGCCAAAUGCCUAUUAUAAUUUGUCCAUUAAAAAUAAUAAUAUAUAUAUUGAUUCCUCUCAAAUUGGGCCCAUAAUUGUUACCUGGCCCUUGACUUUAUAAGUUUUGAGCCCUUUGCUGGUGGACUUUGUUUUUCUAUUUUAUUCUAUUCUAAAUUAAUUUAAGCAGAAAUAAGCAAGGAAGAGAUUCAUCCUUACAGGAGAAGUAUAAAUUCGGUCUUUUACCCCCACCAUGUCCUUUCCUUCUCCCAAUGUCAUCACACUCAGAGGUGAUGGUGGGGAAAGGUGAGGCUUUUGAAGUUGACCGUGUAAUCUCCGAUCACGGGUGCCCACCCCUGCCUGCCCUCCAGCCCCCUUGCCUUUUCCUAGUUCAAUCUCAGAAGGUAAGAGAAGGCAAGGCUACCGUUGACGGUUGGAACCGGGCCCAGGCUAUUGGAAACUGGCGCUUGCCCCAGGCGAUGUUUUUCAAGCUUUCUGCUAUUGGUGUCGUCCUGACCCUGGUCAUGUUAGAAUCGUUUAGAUACACUGACGCGUGGCUGAACUCCAUGCCUUCUGCUUUCUCCCUUCCUCCCCAACUGAAAGUCAUCUUCCUCAAUGUGUGUUUAGAAGAGCAAAGACUGUGUAAACUAGGAAUAGCCUGUCAGGGCAAAUUUGAAUAAUGUUGAUGUUAAAGGGGCAACGAGGGAGCUGGGGGAACCCCUCUGGCCUCAUGUCAGGUUUGUGCAGAGGCCUGUGCAGUACUCUGCUUGCCCCUAACGGCUUCCCAUCAUCUCGUCCUCUCUGACUGGCCCAAGGGCUCUGGGAGAAGUGUUCUCGGGGACCAGUUUGAGUUUCCACCCCUUCUGUAUGUGUACAAAUGUGUAGUCCUAACCCAGCAUGUGGCAUGAGAUCCUGGGAGGAGCUCUUUCCUAGCCCUCCAUCUAAAAAGGCCAUUGGACUUCUCCAUUUCUCAGCAUCAAAUGCGUUUAUGAAGUACUGGCCUGGACCCUUGUCAUCCUCUCCAAACACUCCAUCGGGACCAGGGGCAUUCUUCCUGCCACUCGCCUACUUGACUACAGGAACCGACUCCAGGGCUGUGGAUGCUGAUUGAUGAAGGGAAUGGUGGCAUCCCAGCCCCCCUCUAGGAUUAGUGCCACGGUGUCUGCUUCCACUCCUCUGACCUGGUAGGGAGCAGCCACUUGGCCACCCAUGUUCCUUGCGAAAGCUUUCUUCCCCCAAAAGAUUGUGUGAAGGGAAAGCUGUUCCCCCAAGAAGCUACAAAGUCAGUUCAGCACCGAGACUCCUCUAGUGUUUGCUCGGGAAACACGGGCCUUCCUGGCCCCUGCCCCAAGCUGGCAGUUUCAGAAGCGAUCCUUAAGAUACCGCACACUCGCCCUGGGCCAGAGCUCGAGGAAGGGUCAGGGAGCUGCGGCGCUUCUGCCCAAAGAACUGCCACGAGGUGGAAGAAGUCACCGGCCUCCUGACCACACGGGCGUGAGAAGCCCAUUCUGCAGAGGAGCUAGGCUAGAAGGAGCCCAACUUGCGUGGACGACUCCUCUCUCUCUGCAGUGGGCAUGUGCACUUCAGAUGCCCUUUCCAUUAGUAUUUAGUGCAGAAAACUUCAACUCUUGGAAGAAAAGACCAUCAGUUAAUGGCCUGAACAUGAUCCCAUGAACAGAGAAGGACGGGUGAAUGGAGACCCUGCCUUUGCUCUCCUACAGCGCGUGUCCUCAUCAGCUUCCUAGGCACCUCAGGAAGGAAGGGAGAACAGCUCAAGACUAGUUCCCAGCAAAGAUCCUUUCUGUGGCCAUUUCAUCCUUAGCCAAGAAAUGCAUUUUUCCUGUGGAUCUUUGGUGGUCUAGCAGGAAACCAGUGGCAGAGGAUCCAGAUUCUGGCCUGGGGACCGGUUCUGGAAGUGUGCGCCUGGCACGGCACUCUCCCACAUCCGCCCAUACCCUCUGGCCAUCUUCUUGUCAAGUUGGGAGGUUUAAGGCAUGUGCAGAAGACCUGGCCAGAAGUACACCCAGAUUGUGGACUGGGAGCCUCCCGUCCAGCCACUGGGCUUGGCCACACACCCCUUCUCCAUCUGCAAGCUGUCCCGAUACGAGAUGCGGGCGCAGGACCUGGAGGAAACAUUGGUUUUCAAUCCACGCGGGCCCCUUCGUAGUGACUCUGUCGACUGGCAUGUGUUGGCAGAGACCAAGUGAGUGCCACACCAGAAAGACUCCUCCUCAGCUGCGUGUUCUGCCCCUUCCCCCAUCCAACCGGUGACUUGUCAGCGCCUCAGACUCCUGUUGCUUUAGGAAACCACUUCUUUAAAGCGGCACCCACACAGAGUGGGGUACUUUGAGGGGAAAUUGAGCCCCAGGAUCCCAUGUUUUCGCAAGGAAAUCGGGGUCCCCACUAUUCGGAGGGUGUUUUUCUGGUGGUGGCUUCAAAGGGGAUAGGAAAGGGAGACUCCUGGGGUCAGCCAGGAGCCAAAGAAAAGGCUUUUGGAUUCCUGGUCUAAGGAGUAUUGAGUCCUCGAACAGGACUGUGGGAGAGGAGCGAGUGUUGCCGAUCAAGGACCCGAGUUUAUGGUUCUGCUCGAGGAGCCGGCUUUGGGGGGUGGCUUGUAGUAAACGGGACGAGCGACGGCAAGGCUGAACCUGGCCCCGUCCCUUUGGGGACCCAGAGGCUGCAGGAGGCGGGGACAGCGGUCUAGGCUCCCUAGAGUGGGGCCAGAGGGCAGGCCUGCCUUUCUUUGCUCUUCUAACCCUUUGAUCCGCCGAUGGGGCCCCUGAAGCUCAGCUUCCCCCUGCGGCAAGGCGGGCGCCUGCAACGGUUCUUCUCCCAAGCGCCGACCCGUCAGUCCUCCAGGACGGGGCACGCCAGCAGCUGUGUUUGACAAGGGGCGCGCUGAGGCCUCGUAUGCCGGUUCCCGUCUGAUCAGUCCAGGUCGGGCGCCCGUCUUCUCGCGGGUGCCUUCUUCCUGGCUGCCCACCGACCUCCCGGGGGUCCCGCGAGCUUUGCGGAGCAUUUUCUUUUGCUGUAGGAUCCCACAGGCUGCCGCGGGGGUGGCAGAGCGUGGUGGAAAGUCCGCAGACCUCCACGUUUGGAGGCCCAUGGCACCCCGCCCUAGAACCCUUGGGCAGCCGGACCAAUCAGCUUAGGACGUCUGGGUGUCCCGAGGAUGGGCCUCCCUCCCUCCCAUGGGGGCGGCUCGUCCGUGUCUGGGGACCGUAAACCCAUUGUGUAAUCAUGACUGUAAAGCCCCGAUGAAUAAACUCCUGGCCUGCCUUCA